AUGCAUCUGUCGAGCUUCAUCAUUGCGCUAGGCGCCUGCAGUGCGUUGGCGGCGCCUGUCGAACAGCAGCCGUUGCCGGGCAAUGUGCGACACCACGCAGGCCCGCACAAGGUCGUGAAUCCCUAUACGCCUGACAGCCGCGAUCCAUACGACAAGAAGAUUGAUGCCCAGGCCGACAAGCUGCAUCCUCUGCCAUGGCGAAACGGCGAUGGUGCGGAUAUGCUGGGUCCUCGCAACAGGGAGCGCGAAAGGCAGAAUCCAGAUCUGGUCCGCCCACCCAGCACCGACCAUGGCAACAUGCCCAACAUGCGCUGGUCGUUCGCCGACUCUCACAUUCGCAUUGAAGAAGGUGGAUGGACGCGUCAGACUACUAUUCGUGAGCUUCCAACUAGCAAGGAGUUGGCUGGUGUCAAUAUGCGCCUCGACGAGGGCGUGAUUCGUGAGCUUCAUUGGCACAAGGAGGCCGAAUGGGCCUACGUCCUUGAAGGCAGCGUUCGUAUUACUGCCCUCGAUACAGAAGGCGGCAGCUUCGUCGAUGACCUUGAGAAGGGCGACUUGUGGUACUUUCCAUCCGGCCACCCACAUUCCCUCCAAGGUCUCAGCCCCAAUGGCACCGAGUUCCUCCUCAUCUUCGAUGACGGAAACUUCUCCGAAGACUCGACCUUCCUUCUCACCGACUGGGUGGCACGCACGCCCAAAUCGGUGCUAGCCGAGAACUUUCGCGUCGCGCCGGAGGUCUUCAGAGCCAUCCCUGAGAAGGAGAAGUACAUCUUCCAAGGCUCAAACCCAGACUCGAUUGAGAAAGAAAUCCCAAGCAAAAGCCCCGGCUACAAGAAGUCCAAGCUGCAGUUUACUCACAAGAUGCUCGCUCAAGAGCCCCUGAACACAACAGGAGGUCAAGUCCGCAUCACUGACUCAACCAACUUCCCUCUGUCCAAGACAGUGGCGGCGGCCCAUCUCAACAUCCAGCCCGGCGCGCUCAGAGAGAUGCACUGGCACCCCAAUGCAGACGAAUGGUCCUUCUUCAUCAAAGGCCGCGCCCGCGUAACCAUCUUCGCAGCUGAAGGCACAGCGCGAACCUUUGAUUACCAAGCUGGCGACGUCGGCAUCGUGCCACGCAACAUGGGCCACUUCAUCGAAAACCUCUCCGACGACGAGGAUGUUGAGGUUCUCGAAAUCUUCCGCGCAGACAAAUUCCAGGACUUCAGCUUGUUCCAGUGGAUGGGCGAGACACCGCAGCGAAUGGUCAAGGAGCACUUGUUCGCGACUGAUCCCAAGAGCGGAGAGAAGUUCGUCAAGGCCAUUGAGAAUGCCGAGAGAGACCCGAUCAGAGAUACGCAGAGUGGCGAUGAUGACGAUAAGGAGGAGUUGUAG
This is a messenger RNA of Ascochyta rabiei, 1374 nucleotides long. RefSeq lists its product as uncharacterized. The transcript has 3 exons. The coding region runs from base 1 to 1374 and encodes 457 amino acids. Lineage: Eukaryota; Fungi; Ascomycota; Dothideomycetes; Pleosporales; Didymellaceae. Gene Ontology annotation, biological process: oxalate metabolic process. The record is from RefSeq and is a predicted model, not a curated record.